Rhizophagus irregularis DAOM 181602=DAOM 197198 is the source of this 2111-nucleotide messenger RNA. Lineage: Eukaryota; Fungi; Glomeromycota; Glomeromycetes; Glomerales; Glomeraceae. The record is from RefSeq and is a predicted model, not a curated record.
AUUCCUAAUUAAUUCGAAUUAAUUCGAAAAUUAAUUUAUAAACCUUUCGAGAUUUCUUUUUAAUCAUUUUUUUUUUUCUUUUCUUUGUUUUUUCAAUACUUCUUUACCAUCUCUAAAACACGUUUUGAACACGGUUUCAAUCUAUAACUUUUCUAUACUUAAUACUUUUAAUAUAUAUAACCUUACCACGUAUUUUUUUUUUUUUUUUAAAAAAAAAAAAAAGCUCUGGGGAAACUUUAGGCUCAUCUUUAUUUUGUAAAACCUUUUCUUAACGUUGUCUACGUAUUACGUACGUUUCUUGAAUAUAUACCAUGAAUAUUACAGAGGAUAAGUGGUCUUUACAACAACAAAAUCAAGUUCCUCCUUCACCUCACCAUCCUCAUCCUGCUAUGUCUCCACAAAUGAACGGCAUGCCACCAGAAAAUUUUAUCCAACCCUUUCAAUAUGACGGUCAACCUCCAAAUCAAAUGCAUCCCCAACAAAUUCUUAAACUUCGAAUUAAUUCAAAAGUUGAUCGUGGCUUUUUCUUGGCUGAUAGUGAUUGGACAUGCUAUAGAAGAAAUUAUUUUCAAAUUAGUAGUGCAUUCUCUAUUCAAGGAAUGACACAUCCUGUUAAUGAAACAGAAGUAGCAUGUUUAAUUGAAGUUGAAGGUCAAUUUCAUCCAAUCAGUCAAUUUUUAUUAGGAAUUACAGCGCGAGUCUCCAAUAGUGAUAAGAAGAUCGAAUUAGUACAGCACACACCGAAACGUGAUAAAGGACCUCAAAUGGUUCCAGUACCAAAACCAAUUCGUCCAGGUGGCAAUUUAAAUUUAAGUUCAGUUGGAUCCAAUUCUAAUAUUGUUACAUUCGAGCGUAUUCAAUUUAAGACCGCCACUGCAAAUAAUGGAAAACGUCGUGCCGCUCAACAAUACUAUGUGGUCAUGGUAGAUCUUUAUGCUCAAGUUGACGGAUUUGAACAACCUUUCAGAGUUGCUACAUCAACUUCGGCUCCAUUGGUAGUACGAGGAAGAAGUCCUGGUCAUUAUGCUGAUAAUCAUGAUAGGUAUAAUCCAAUGGCAAUGAAUCCAGCAUUCCCAAAUGAUCGUCAUAUGGGAUUUGCUCACCCUUCAAAUCCUAGUGGAGGUCCAGUAAUGGCACCAGAUUUUAGCGGUGGUCCUUUCCCUGGCCCAUAUGGACAAUAUACUCAACCUUUUAGUGGUUUUCCACCAGUAACAGCAGGACCAAUGAGAAAUGACGGGUUACUAAUGAUGCCAAAUGGACCAACUCAAGGAUUCCAUCCUCAACAUCCUCAUCCUUCUUAUAUGGUGCCGAGUAUCUCAGAAACAGUUACGACAUCUAAUGCCCAUAAUUCAGCAUUCACAAGUUUUGAAUCCCGUCAGAUCCCUACUACAGGAGCCACUAACGUUUCAGCACCUGGAAGUAAACCUUUUAUGAAAAUUGAAAUUCCACAGUCAUCAGAACUUCCCGAUCAUCCUCUAACCUCACCAGCCUAUCAUUCACAAGAAUAUGUAGAAGGAUUCCAAAAUAUGUAUCAUAAUGGUCAUCCCGCUAAUACCGCGUCAGCACAUCAUGGUGGAUAUCAUUCUGAUAGUGAACAACAUCAUAGUAAUGGAUUAACCCAUGCAAAUGGACGAGGUACUAGAGAUGGUUCCGUACAAGAUUCUAAUAGUCAUCAUUCCAGUAGCCCACAAAUGAAUGGAGAUAAGACAGAUCAUGGUUCAAAAUCACCACCAGCAAAUGGUAGUAACAAUUCUACCACAACGCCAACAACCGAAUUAGGAAAAAGUCUUGGCCAAUUGAACAUGAAAAUGGGAUGAUAUAAACGAUAAGCUGUAAAUUUUCUCCUCUUUUUUUUUUUUAAAAAAAAAAAAAUACCAAUCAUUGUAAAAUAAUCGAAAUCGAAAGAAAUAAUAAUUAUGGGACGAUUGAGUCUACACACUAAGUCAUCAUCUAUUAUGAUAUAUUUUUUUUUUUGUUUUAUAGUAAAUUUUAUUAUUUGGUAAGAAGAAUAAAUUAUGUUGAUGACAAAUUUCAUUUUUUUUUUCUCUUUGGUAAGGAAUAAUCUUCCUUACUUUGUAUUUAAUAUUUUUGGGCUUACGGUAAUCAAAAAA